AUGCUUCUCCCCGCCCAGAUCCUUCGCCUCGUCGCGACGUCGUCCCUUCUUUUCCCCCUCGCCGUCACCGCCCAGCGCAAUCCCAAGCGCGGCCUCUGCUUCACGCCCAACGCAGACUACCCGGAGGACAACCAGGUCUGGACGCAGUCCGGGUCCCAGCUGUCCUGGUACUACAACUAUGGCGUCGACCCGAGCCCGGCCUUCGCCGACCUCUCGCAGGAGGAGUUCGAGUUCAUCCCCAUGAUGUGGGGCGUCGACCGCGACAACCUCCAGGACACCUCGUUCCGCGACCGCGUGGCGCGCCUCAUCGAGGACGGCAGGAACAUCACGCGCGUCAUGGGCUUCAACGAGCCCGACAUCGACCACUCGGGCGGCAGCGGCAUCCCCCCCCGCGACGCCGCGCGCGCCUGGGUCGCCAAUUUCGUGCCGCUGCAGGAGAUGGGCAUCCAGGUCGGCCUGCCCGCCAUGACGGGCGCCCCCGCCGGUCUCGUCUGGUUGCACGAAUUCCUCGACCACUGCUCCGAACUCGUUAGCUCUGGCAACAGCCGGACCAAUUGCACCUACGACUUCCUUCCUGUGCAUUGGUAUGAUAAUUUUGAAGGCUUUGCCAGUCAUAUCGGCGAACGGGUAUUUCACUUCCCCAACACCUCCAUCUGGGUUACCGAAUACGCCUACGCCCACCAAGAACUGGAACCAACCCAGCAAUUCUUCAACAUGUCCCUCGAGUACAUGGACCGUCUCGAUGAAAUCGGCGGCUACUCCUACUUCGGCGCCUUCCGGUCGGCCGAGAGCAACGUCGGCCCCAACGCCCCCUUUCUGAACAACGCCGGAGACCUGACCGACGUGGGCGCUUGGUACUUGGGCUUGGAUACUACGGGCGUUGACCCGCAAAGCGCCGCUGUGCCGUGGCGCGCGCCGCUUGCCAUGGUCGUCGCCGCCACCCUCGUCGGGGUUUCCUUCUCGGGGAUUUACUGA
Sodiomyces alkalinus F11 is the source of this 975-nucleotide messenger RNA. RefSeq lists its product as hypothetical. Gene Ontology annotation, cellular component: fungal-type cell wall. Gene Ontology annotation, biological process: fungal-type cell wall polysaccharide metabolic process. Lineage: Eukaryota; Fungi; Ascomycota; Sordariomycetes; Glomerellales; Plectosphaerellaceae. The coding region runs from base 1 to 975 and encodes 324 amino acids. The record is from RefSeq and is a predicted model, not a curated record. The transcript is spliced from 2 exons.